Leptosia nina is the source of this 5115-nucleotide messenger RNA. NCBI's taxonomy places the organism in Eukaryota, Metazoa, Arthropoda, Insecta, Lepidoptera, Pieridae. The record is from the annotation of a GenBank genome assembly.
AUGACUACGAUUGAAAAAUUAAAACUUCUCAUUUGGAAAAAUUUUCUAUUGCAAAGAAGACACAAAUGGCAAACAGUUUUCGAAAUAGCGUCUCCUGUAGUAUUCUCUUUAUUUUUGAUACUCAUAAGAUGUCUCGUCGAUCCUCAAUCAAAAGCAGGUGUAUCAUACCAACCAUUUCUUCCUACAUAUUUCAAUAUGAGUAGCAGACAGCUGGGAAAUUUAACUUCCGCUAAGAGAGAAGGUACACUUGCAUUUUCACCAGAAAAUGCUUUCAUAAGAAAUGCUACUAAGAAUGCAAUGGCAACAGUUGCUUUGGAUAAUUUAGGAUUUCUUGCCCUUCUGUUUGAUACUGGGAUGCUGCCAGAACCAAAAGGAUAUAAGGAUUCUCAUGCCUUAGAAGCAGCACUAACUCAGCCUAAUGCUAUGACAAAAAUUCUUGUUGGAAUCCAGUUUAAUGACAGUAUGGCUAAUGCUACAGAGUGGCCUGAUAACAUAGAUGUGACAUUAAGAUUUCCAGCAGUAAUGAGGACACCAAUGAUAGAUCACCCACUAAGAUUAAGUUGGAGGACAAACUUAUUAUUUCCAUUAUUUCCCCUGCCAGGCCCAAGGGCUCCUGAUGAUAUGUAUGGUGGUCAAACCCCAGGGUAUUCUCCCGAAAUGUUCUUGGCAGUGCAACAUGCCAUAUCUCAAGAAAUAAUCAAACAGAAAUCGGGAAAACCAAUAAGUACGACGAUAUAUUUGCAAAGAUUUCCACAAGGACCCUAUAGAAAGGACGACCUACUAGUCGCGAUGGAGAGGUUCAUCUCUAUGAUAAUUAUGCUAUGUUUCGCGUACACAUUCGUCAACACUGUACGAGUAGUGACCGCCGAAAAAGAACUACAACUAAAGGAAACUAUGACAAUAAUGGGUCUUCCAUCAUGGCUACACUGGUCGGCAUGGUUCAUAAAGCAGUUCUCGUUCCUUCUUAUAUCCGUCGUGCUUAUGGUUAUAUUGUUUAAGAUCCCCUUUAACGCGACUAAAGAUGGCGAGAGGUAUUCCGUAUUCACGUACACGCCCUGGACUGUGCUGCUAUUCUUCAUGCUGCUAUUCAUAAUGGCGUCGCUAGCUUUUUGCUUUAUGGUGAGCGUUUUCUUUACGAGAGCGAACACAGCGGCAUCUUUCAUGGGCUUGAUGUGGUUUUCAACGUACUCCGCCUACUUUCUGACUCAAAUGCUCUACGAAGAUGUUAGCCUUCAUACAAAGUUUCUACUUAGUUUGAUAUCGAACGCUGCCAUGGGUUUUGUGUUGCAAAUGCUGAUAGUGUGUGAAGGGACGUCUCAAGGUUUACAAUGGAGUGAGAUAUUUACGCCCGUGUCAUACCAUGACGAUUUCCAGCCAGGUCAUGUUGUGCUUAUGUUAAUAGUCGACACCAUAAUAUACAUGACAAUCGCUUUGUAUGUUGAGAAAAUUCGUCCCGGUAACUACGGAGUGCCGCUGCCCUGGUAUUUUCCAUUCACGAAGAGCUUUUGGUUGCCGAACAAAACAAGGAUUGCGGCGGUAACGUUGAAGGACGGUGUAGAUCAAGAGUACAAAAACGCAUUGCUUAAAGUCGUUCACGACGAGGAACCAAAAGGUGUACCGAUGGGUAUUAAUAUUGAGAAUCUCACUAAAGUAUACAAGGGUCGCAAAAAAGCAGUGGAUAAUUUAAAUCUUCGAAUGUAUGAGAACGAAAUAACUGUAUUAUUGGGACACAAUGGUGCCGGUAAAACGACAACUAUAUCAAUGUUGACAGGUAUGGUCCCACCAACCUCUGGAACGGCUACAAUAAACGGAUACAACAUAGUCAACGAGACUGAAUUAGCACGCAAAUCUCUCGGUCUUUGUCCGCAACACAACGUGCUAUUCCCAGAUCUUACUGUGGCGGAACACAUUAUUUUCUAUUCAAGGUUAAAAGGUGUCCAAAAGUCGAAAAUUGACGAUGAAGUUAACCAUUUUGUUAAAUUGUUGGAGUUGGAAGAAAAGAGACAUGUCCAAUCCAUGCACUUAUCAGGCGGUCAAAAGCGGCGUUUAUCAGUUGGUGCGGCGAUGUGCGGUUCCUCGCGAGUUGUUCUAUUAGACGAACCUACAUCUGGACUGGACCCGGCUGCAAGACGGUCUCUCUGGGAUCUCUUGCAGAAAGAGAAAAAAGGUCGCACAAUAAUUCUAACGACGCAUUUUAUGGAUGAGGCGGACGUGUUAGGAGACCGGAUAGCAAUUAUGUCCGGCGGUAGAUUGCAGUGUGUCGGCACGCCGUACUUCCUCAAGAAGCACUAUGGGAUUGGAUACAAAAUGACCAUAGUGAAACAAGAUAGCUGCGAUGUGCAACAGGUCACUGGUUUCUUGAGAAAUUAUGUGCCAGAUGUCAGAGAGAAUACUAAUAUAGGAUCCGAAUUAACAUAUAUAUUGCCUAAUGAACACGUGAGCAAAUUUCCUGAGAUGUUAAAGAAAUUUGAGGAAGAAAGGCACAAUUUGAAAGUAUCGAGUUACGGUCUGUCUGUUACCAGCCUGGAAGAAGUAUUUAUGAAAGCCGGCGCAGAAGAUAACGAUAAUACAUCUCCAGUACUAAAAAAUAACUACACUAAAAAUCAUAAUGACUGCGCGAUCAUUCCCAUUGAUAACAAUCAUCGGAACCACUUUUCCGACACUGAACCCAUACAAAAGGUCAUAGGAUUCAGGUUAUUGAAGAACCACAUUAAGGCGAUGUUUCUUAAACUCGCCUACAAUUCUAUGAGGAACAAACUCUCCGCGUUCAUUCAAAUCGUAACACCGAUAAUAAACAUUACGAUUUCGGUUAUAAUAGCUAGAUCGUGGCGUUUUAUGACGAAUCUACCUCCGUUAGAGUUAAGCCUUACUAGCGGGUUUCGAAAUACAGAGACUCUCUUAUCCGAAGGGGUGAAUUUGACAGACAGUAGCUUAGAAAGAAAGGCCAUGCUAGCUUAUAAGGAGUACUUUAAAUCGUCCCUGGAUCCAAAUAUGGCAUUGAAAGAUAUCGGUAGCAUGGAUGUUGGGAAGUUUUAUUUGAAAUUGAGCGAGCUAAACCCAGCCCGCAUUCGAUACGAGAAUUUGGUUGGAGCCACGUUCGCCCCUCACCGGAUCACAGCGUGGUUCAGUAAUUACGGAUACCACGACUCGGCGAUAUCACUUUCGCUUGCAAAUAACGCAAUGAUGGGUGCUCUUGCGCCGGGCACAACACUACGAGUCAUUAACCAUCCACUGCCCUAUUCAAUAGAGAAUCUCCUUAGAAUAAUGGCAUCAGGAAGCAGCUUAGGAUUUCAGUUCGCGUUCAACAUCGGAUUCUGUAUGGCCUUUGUAACUGCGUUCCUUGUUCUUUUCGUCAUAAAGGAGCGAGUUAGUGGUGCUAAACUGCUGCAACGCAUAUCUGGUGUCCGCCCGGCAGUUUUAUGGGCUUGCUCUUUUAUUUGGGACUGGUUCUGGAUGCUAUGCGUCUACAUCACUAUCGUACUUACAUUAGCUUGCUUCCAAGAGAGCACACUCUCUUCACCGGCGGAGUUAGGCAGAGUUCUUCUUGUAUUGAUGGUAUUCUCGCUGGCGACAAUACCGCUGCAUUACUUGGCAUCUUUUUGUUUCGAUGCAUCAGCAACGGGAUUCUCGAAAAUGUGCUUCGUUAACAUAUUUUCUGGUUGUAUGCCGUUCCUGAUUACGGAAGUGUUACGUUUACCCGAAUUUGGUAGUCCGUACUACGCGAGUAUAUUUGAUUGGGUAUUUUCACCACUCCCAAUUUACUGUAUGAGUAGAAGUUUUAGGGAUAUGAGCGUGUCAUCAUUCAUGAUUCUGAUGUGCGACGGCGUGUGUACGCAGCUUAAUCUCAAGAACUGCACACGCCAAACGAUCUGCACCCAGCUCAACAUGACCGUAUGUUGUAAACUGGAUGAUGACCCCUUCUUAAAAUGGAAUGAACCAGGAAUCGGGCGAUACUUGUUUAUGAUGUCGCUUGUAGGCACAGUUGCUUUCUCCGUCCUACUGAUUAAAGAAUAUGAAGUCUUAAAUAAAAUAUUCUACUCGGAGACUCCCCACCGCCCUCUGCCGGUUAGUGCAGACGAAGACAGCGAUGUAGCAGCUGAACGAAGUGCCGUUCAAGACCUGUCAAAGCCAGAGCUGGCGCAGAACAGCCUCGUCUGCAAGGACCUAACCAAAUACUACAAAGACUUCCUCGCAGUUAAUCGCCUGACAUUCGCUGUACGCAAAGGCGAGUGUUUUGGCCUACUUGGAAUCAACGGUGCUGGGAAAACAAGCACAUUUCGUAUGGCAACUGGAGACGCGCAUCUUAGCGCUGGAGACGUAUUCGUACACGGCAUGUCUGUCAAGACACAUAUUCGCGAUGUUCACGCACACAUGGGUUAUUGCCCGCAAUUCGACGCGUUAUUAGACAAUCUGACUGCUCGCGAGACCCUCAAAAUAUUCUGUCUUUUACGCGGUAUCCCUGUUCGAGUUGGUUCUCAAUGGGGCAUACAACUCGCCGAGCAGCUUGGUUUCUUGAGGCAUUAUGAUAAAAAGGUGCACGAGUGUAGCGGUGGAACUAAACGAAAAAUAAGCACUGCACUGGCGUUAUUGGGAGAUGCUCCUUUAGUUUUUCUAGAUGAACCAACAACGGGUAUGGAUCCGGCGUCGAAGCGUCGCGUAUGGCGUUGUAUAAGCGAUGCGGUUGUUGCGGGGCGUAGCAUAGUACUAACAUCUCAUAGUAUGGAAGAGUGUGAAGCAUUGUGUUCGAGGUUAACUGUAAUGGUCAACGGACGCCUCUUUUGCCUCGGGCCGUUGCAGCAUCUAAAGAAUAAAUUCUCCCAAGGAUUCACUCUGAUCGUUAAAUGUAAAGAAGGUCCAGAUAGAGAUGCUGAGGUUAUAAAAAUAAGAGAAUAUAUUUUGGACAACUUUAAGGAAGCUAAACACAUAGAAACAUACUUAGGUAUUAGUACGUAUUAUAUAAACGACCCGGAACUGUUGUGGUGGCAACUUUUCGACAAAAUGGAGGAAGCCAGGUCCCGGUUUUCAAUGGAGGACUAUUCAGUAUCCCAGACCACCCUUGAGCAGGUUUUUCUACAAUUUACGCGCAUGCGCCAAGAAGAACGAAUUCAUAACUAG